AUGUUCUCACGACCAAGACACCAACGCGCUCGCGCUUUCGCUCUCGGCCUCAUUGGCACUGGCUCCCUUGUUGCCGCUGGGCCAUGCGACAUCUACUCGUCUGGCGGAACACUUGUGGUGAAACGCGGCUCUGACAACACCACGACAAACAUUUCGCCGGUAUCCGCAGGUGGAGUCGCUAAUGCUGCUGCUCAAGACACUUUCUGUGCUAGCACGACCUGUCUAAUCACAGUCAUUUACGAUCAAUCCGGCCGCGGCAACCAUCUCACUCAAGCUCCUCCCGGUGGUUUUAGUGGCCCGGAAUCUAAUGGUUACGACAACUUUGCCAGCGCAACAGGUGCACCAGUUACGCUGAACGGUCAAAAGGCAUAUGGUGUCUUCAUUUCACCCGGUACUGGCUACCGCAACAAUGCUCCUAGUGGAAUAGCCACAGGUGACGCAGCUGAAGGCAUGUACGCGGUUCUCGAUGGAACUCAUUACAAUGGCGCCUGCUGUUUUGAUUACGGUAAUGCCGAAACUAGUACUCGUGAUACUGGUAAUGGUCACAUGGAGGCCAUCUACUUUGGUGACAGUACUAGUUGGGGAAGCGGAGCCGGCAGUGGUCCUUGGCUGAUGGCUGAUCUUGAGAAUGGACUAUUCUCUGGUGUGAGUCCUAGUACCAACACAGGGGAUCCAUCUAUCUCCUACCGAUUCUUAACUGCAAUCGUCAAGGGAAAAGCAAACCAAUGGGCACUUCGCGGCGCUAACUCUGCAUCUGGCUCUCUGUCGACAUAUUACAGUGGAGUGCGCCCAGAUGCUAGUGGCUAUAAUCCAAUGAGCAAAGAAGGUGCUAUCAUUCUCGGAAUUGGUGGAGACAAUAGUGUUGGUGGUCAAGGAACAUUCUACGAGGGCGUGAUGACCUCCGGAUAUCCCACUGAUGCUACCGAGAACUCGGUGCAAGCUAACAUCGCCGCUGCCAAAUACGCUACCACAUCAUUGACCAGCGGACCUGGUCUCACCGUCGGUUCCUCGAUCUCUCUUCGGGCUACCACACCUGGGUACACAACACGCUACAUCGCGCACACUGGCUCUACUGUCAAUACCCAGGUCGUCACAACAUCCAGCGCCACCGCCCUCAAACAGCAAUCUAGCUGGUAUGUUCGCACUGGUCUUGGAAACAGCGCCUGUUUCUCAUUCGAGUCAAACGAUACCCCCGGUAGCUACAUUAGACACUACAACUUCGGACUUCUCCUCAACGCCAAUGACGGCUCCAAGCAAUUUUCUGAAGAUGCUACGUUCUGCCCACAGGCUGGUCUCAAUGGCCAAGGUAACUCGAUCCGGGCUUGGAGCUAUCCUACCCGCUAUUUCCGUCACUACGAUAAUGUGCUUUACGCCGCGAGUAACGGUGGAGUCCAUUCGUUUGACGCUGCCACUUCAUUCAAUAAUGACGUAAGCUUUGUCAUCAGUAAUGGUUUCGCUUCUUGA
Sclerotinia sclerotiorum 1980 UF-70 is the source of this 1464-nucleotide messenger RNA. Its product is annotated as alpha-N-arabinofuranosidase precursor. NCBI's taxonomy places the organism in Eukaryota, Fungi, Ascomycota, Leotiomycetes, Helotiales, Sclerotiniaceae. Gene Ontology annotation, molecular function: alpha-L-arabinofuranosidase activity. Gene Ontology annotation, biological process: L-arabinose metabolic process; arabinan metabolic process; pectin catabolic process. The coding region runs from base 1 to 1464 and encodes 487 amino acids. The record is from RefSeq and is a predicted model, not a curated record. The transcript is spliced from 2 exons.